This is a messenger RNA of Larimichthys crocea (large yellow croaker), 3782 nucleotides long. It is a transcript of the gene ugcg, whose product is annotated as UDP-glucose ceramide glucosyltransferase. Bases 404 to 1588 code for a protein of 394 amino acids. The transcript is spliced from 10 exons. Gene Ontology annotation, cellular component: membrane. NCBI's taxonomy places the organism in Eukaryota, Metazoa, Chordata, Actinopteri, Sciaenidae. The record is from RefSeq and is a predicted model, not a curated record. Gene Ontology annotation, molecular function: ceramide glucosyltransferase activity. Gene Ontology annotation, biological process: glucosylceramide biosynthetic process.
AUUUUUUUAAAACACUUAUUGAGAAAGAGAGGUUUUAUUUUGAAAUUGGCCGGAAGUGUCGUGCUCGCUGUUGCUGCCAUCGUCCCGUGCCUGCCGCCGCUCCCCCCGGUUGGUCAGCUGACCGUCGGCCGGUCUGGUGACUGUCAGACCCGCCUGAAGCUCUCACUGAUCCGGACACCCGAACCACCAGGUCGAGGCCGGCCUGUGUCCCCGUCCCCGGAGCUCCUGACCCGGCCUGCCUCCUGACGUCGCCCCGCUGUCGGCCGGAUCUAAACAAGCCGAGCUCGUCGCGCUCCGAGUCGGCCGCUCUCACUCCGCUCCUCCGGCUGGUUCCGCUCCGAGCUCGGUCGGCUGGUCGACUCUCCCCGAGCCUGUGUGACCCGAGCCGGCCCAGCCUGCUGCCAUGGCCGUGCUGGACCUGGCCAUGCAGGGCCUGGCCGUGUUCGGCUUCGUGCUGUUCUUCGUGCUGUGGCUCAUGCACUGCAUGUCCAUCAUCUACGUGCGUCUCCACCUCCACAGGAAAAGGUCAGAGGUCAAACAGCCGUUCCUGCAGCUGGCCGGAGUUUCUCUGCUGAAGCCUCUGAAGGGCGUCGACCCCAAUCUGAUCUCCAACCUGGAGACGUUCUUCACUCUGGAUUACCCCAAGUAUGAGAUCUUGCUGUGCGUCCAGGACCAGGACGACCCGGCGGUGGACGUCUGUAAGAAGUUGUUGGGGAAGUAUCCGGGCGUGGACGCUCGGCUCUUCAUCGGGGGAAAGAAAGUUGGAAUCAACCCCAAGAUCAACAACCUGAUGCCGGGCUACGAAGGAGCCAAGUACGGGCUGGUGUGGAUCUGUGACAGCGGCAUCAGAGUGAAACCCGACACCCUGACGGACCUGACCCAUCAGAUGACCGAGAAGGUGGGCCUGGUCCACGGUUUGCCGUAUGUUGCCGACCGCCAAGGCUUCGCCGCCACGCUGGAGCAGGUGUAUUUUGGGACCUCCCACCCUCGCUCCUACAUCUCGGCUAACGUGACGGGGAUAAAGUGCGUGACGGGGAUGUCGUGUCUGAUGAGGAAGGACGUGCUGGACCAGGCCGGCGGGCUGGUGGCGUUCGCUCAGUACAUCGCGGAGGAUUACUUCAUGGCUAAAGCCAUCGCAGACAGAGGCUGGAAGUUCUCCAUGGCAACGCAGGUGGCAAUGCAGAACUCCGGGUCCUACUCCAUUGGCCAGUUCCAGUCUCGCAUGAUCAGGUGGACCAAGCUGAGGAUCAACAUGCUUCCUGGCACCGUGCUGGAGCCCGUCUCUGAGUGCUUCCUGGCCAGCCUCAUCAUUGGCUGGGCCGCUCAUCACGUGUUCAGGUGGGACAUGAUGGUCUUCUUCAUGUGUCACUGUCUGGCCUGGUUCAUCUCCGACUACAUCCAGCUGACUGGAGUUCAGGGCGGCCCACUGUGCUUCUCUAAGCUGGACUUCGCCGUGGCGUGGUUCAUCAGAGAGUCGAUGGCGGUGCAGAUCUUCCUGUCGGCUCUGUGGGACCCGACCAUCAGCUGGAGGACCGGCCGGUACCGGCUGCGCUGCGGAGGCACCGCCGAGGAGAUCCUGGACAUCUAGUUACCACGGCAACCGUGGGGCACCACCAUCCUCCUCGUCAGGACGACGAGGAGACGAGAGCCAGAAACUGAAGAGAGUGUGUGUGUGUGUGCGUGCGUGUGUGUGUGCGUGUGUGUGUGCGCGCGUGUGUGUGCGCGCGUGUGUGUGCACGUGCGCGCGCGUGUGUGUGUGUGCGCGCAUGUGUGUGUGCGCGCGUGCGUGCGCGUGUGUGUGUGUGUGCGCGCGUGUGUGUGUGUGUGUGCGCGCGUGUGUGUGUGUGUGCGCGCGUGCGUGCGCGUGUGUGUGUUUUUUAACUAUUUAUGUUCCUUUUGGUGCUAAACUAAAUGAUGCCAGAACAAACCAAUGAGAGCGCAGGAUGGAGGGAGUGACACGUCGCACUGAUCUUCAAUCAACCAAUCAGGAGGGAGGAGUUAAACGUCCUCUCUCCUCAUUGGCUUAUUUCCUUCUUCUUCCUGUUACCUUCAAGUUAAAUGUUUGAAAAUGACUAAAAUAAUAUGAACUGAAGUCUUUUAUUUUGAAAGGUUGAUGUGGGCGUCAGUCAGUCAGAUAUUUAAACGAGGAAACGACCUUUCCAGGAACUAAACCACUUCCUGUUGCAGGACUGAAUGUUUGUGAUUGGUCAGACUCGUACUGAACGAACAGGAAGUCAGUUUUUAUUUCCUGUCUCAAACAAAUGUGAAUUCAGUCAGCCAAUGAGGAGCGAGCGUGGCUCAGAUUACAUUUCAUAAUUAGAUUCAAACGUAAUUCUAAUCGUUCAAAUCCUCAAACAACAACACGAACACGCCAACGGUCACGGUGCCACAGAAGUAUGGAGGCCUGCCAAACAUACGUGACCAACACGUUAACAUGUUAACAUGUAACCAACACGUUAAUGUGACCAACACGUCAACACGUUAACGUGUUAAUGUGACAACACGUUAACACGUUAACAUGUAAAUGUGACAACACGUUAACACGUUAACAUGUUAAUGUGACAACACGUCAACACGUUAACAUGUUAAUGUGACAACACGUUAACACGUUAACAUGUAACCAACACGUUAAUGUGACCAACACGUUAAUGUAACAACACGUUAAUGUGACCAACACGUAAACACGUUAACAUGUAACCAACACGUUAACAUGUAACCAACACGUUAAUGUGACCAACAUGUUAACACGUUAACAUGUAACCAACACGUUAAUGUGACCAACACGUCAACACGUUAAUGUGACAACACGUUAACAUGUGUCCAACACGUUAACAUGUGACCAACACGUUAACAUGUGUCCAACACGUUAACAUGUGUCCAACACGUUAAUGUGACCAACACGUUAAUGUGACCAACAUGUUAACAUGUGUCCAACACGUUAAUGUGACCAACACGUUAAUGUGACCAACAUGUUAACACGUUAACACGUUAACAUGUGUCCAACACGUUAAUGUGACCAACACGUUAAUGUGACCAACACGUCAACACGUUAAUGUGACCAACACGUUAAUGUGACCAACACGUCAACACGUUAAUGUGACAACACGUUAACAUGUGACCAACACGUUAACAUGUGACCAACACGUUAACAUGAUAUUCACAUGUAGAUGCAUUGUGGACAUGUCAACGCAUUGUUAACGUGGUGUGUGUCAAACGCUGUGACUGCAUGUUUACUCGUAUUAACACGUAAACGCGUAUGCCAGUGUGUCGUUGACGUGUCGUGUAUGUUUGGCAUGCUUCUCAUUCAACAUGAAACGUUUUUUGUAAAUCUGUGAAUAAUUAAAAUGUUUUCGGUUCCUCCUCCUUCGAUUUAAACAAACCAAUAAACAGACGACAGUAUUCUGACGUUUAACGGCCGCGACAUUUCAUCCAAUCAAAACAGACCGGACCAAAAAAAACUUAAGAGAAAAAUCCACAUUUUGUUUCAGUCAUAACACUGUGUGUGUGUGUGUGUGUGUGUGUGUGUGUGUGUGUUUUUAAAGCCAUGUCGCUUUACUGUUAGCAUUUAGCUGUUAGCGUAGCCGCAGGGGGUUCGGUUGAUGACGUCAUUUUCAGGUCGGACGAACUCCUGCGCCAUCGUCCAAUCGGAUCAGUAGGAUUCUUUUUUGUUUAUUGUUGUUUAUUUUAUAAAUUACAGUUACCUGCUGUAGUGUCCGAACCGACCAAUCACAGACGAGGAUUGUGUCAACACAGGAACAAUAAAGUUUUAUCGUUUCAAAGCU